UAUAACACCGUAGACAGUAACAGGUUGAACCGACGGUUAGUGAACAAAAGUUUAAGAAAAUGAGGAGAUCCCUUGAAGGGAUUUGGACUAUUUGUGCCUUGUUUUUAUGGUUCGAUUUUGGAUACACAGUGCAGCAGACUUUAAGGAAUCCGUGUCACCCUCGAUGCUUGACGAGUUUGGACAUUGGAACAUUAUGGGCAUCCACUAAUGCCAGGUAUUACUGGCAGUGUGAAUCGGCGGAUGAUAAUCUGUGGAACAUACGAUUGAAGGAGUGUUCGUUCGGAACACUUUUCAGUUACGAAUACCAGGCAUGUGUAGUUGAAGAUUUCUUUCGAGAUGAUAUCAAUCAGUGCCGCGAGCUACCUCCACAAGAUUGGAUUGGCGAGUGUCCUGAGCCUAGCUGUGAGACGAACGAAGAAAUCCAUACAUUAUGGUCCACUCCCGAUCCGAGAUAUUUUCUUCAGUGCAGACCGGAGCCUGGUGGGUCUUGGGUUAUUCAGCAGAUGCCUUGUGCACUUCCUACACUGUUCCAUUUCGGUCAACAAACGUGUGUUCAUCCGAAUAAAUGGGAAGCUUGUGAUGGUGCGGCAACAACUACUCCGGUGACUACAGAUCAACCACCUUCGGAUAUUACUCCUGUAACUACUCCGGUGACUACCGUUUCACCGCCAAUAACUGCGGAUACUACUCCAGUAACUACUCCGGUGACUACCGUUUCACCGCCAAUAACUGCGGAUACUACUCCAGUAACUACUCCGGUGACUACCGUUUCACCGCCAAUAACUGCGGAUACUACUCCAGUAACUACUCCGGUGACUACCGUUUCACCGCCAAUAACUGCGGAUACUACUCCAGUAACUACUCCGGUGACAACCGUUUCACCGCCAAUAACUGCGGAUACUACUCCAGUUACUACUCCGGUGACUACCGUUUCACCGCCAAUAACUGCUGAUACUACUCCGGUAACUACUCCAGAGACUACUCCACAACACACAGAACUCACACCUCCCAGUAUUCCCAUUCUGGAUGGGUUCUGUAUUGAACCGAAGUGUGAAACAAAUGAAGAUAUCAAUACUCUAUGGCCACAUCGACUGGCGGAAUUUUUCUAUCAGUGUCGUCCGGCGUUUGGUGGUGGAUGGACACCACAAUUGAUGCCGUGUGCUCCUGGCACGAUGUUUAGCUUUGCAGUUCAAGUUUGUGUGUGGCCCAACCAAUGGGAAGAUCCUUGCGAUACAUCCGAUGCGACUCCGGAAGACCCUACUAGUCCUACUCCUGAUCCGGAAGGUACUACUCCCAGUCCUGAUCCUAGUCCUACUCCUGAUCCGGAAGGCACUACUCCCAGUCCUGAUCCUAGUCCUACUCCUGAUCCGGAAGGCACUACUCCCAGUCCUGAUCCUAGUCCUACUCCUGAUCCGGAAGGCACUACUCCCAGUCCUGAUCCUAGUCCUACUCCUGAUCCGGAAGGCACAACUCCCAGUCCCGAUACUACUCCUACUCCUGAUGGACCAUUGGAACCAGAUUGUCUUGUACCAAACUGUGUCUAUCUGCAGAAUUCGGAGGUACUUUGGCCCACCAGGGAGCCACGAUUGUUCUAUCGAUGCAUUUUCCUACUGGAUACAGUUUGGAUACCGUUCCAAGAUUCGUGCCCGGUGGGAAAAUACUUCAGCUUUGAAUAUCAGAGUUGCGUUGACCCAGAGCUGUGGACAGAUGUAUGUGCAACGAUUCCGGAAGAUAUUACUACAACUCAAAUGACAACAAUUUCGACCCCAGAGGAUGAUGAAGAUGAAGGCUUUCCCUUGCCGGUGAUCUGUGGCUCUCCACGGUGUAAUACCAUUCAAGAAAGAAGCAUCCUAUGGCCAAGCACUGUUGCCAACACAUUCUACGAAUGCGUAUGGGUGGAAAGAUGGUUCCAGUUUAUACCGCUUCCGAAGCGCUGUCCAAACUUCCUUCUAUUUGACUUUGUGAAACAAGAUUGUGUUGAUCCUAAAGAUUGGACCGAUAUUUGUCCUAUAUAUCCAACUUUACCACCGAAUUGUCCAGAAUGUUGCCCUACUUGUCCUCCCGUCACGGAUACCACAACAGUAAUUCCAGAUGACCCAUCGGCUCCUGAGGAUUGGCCUUUACCAGUGAUUUGUGGGAAUCCUCGUUGUGAAACACCGGUCGAACAGAACUUCCUUUGGCCUGCAUUAGAUCCGCAAGGUUUCUAUAUAUGUCUGGAUUUCGGCUCUGGUUGGAUCCAAGCAACACUCGUAUUCUGCGAAAAUGAAAUGUUUUUCCAAACUAAAGAACAAAAAUGUGUCCCUCAAGAAGAAUAUGAUUACGGUUUCUGUCCGGUGUUUCCAGAGCUGCCCCCCGUUCCAACAGCCUCGCCAUUGAAUUGUCAGGACAACUUCGAUCCCAUUGAUUUGUACCCGAUCGUCUGCGAUCAACCCCGUUGCGCAACGAAUUCUCAAUUGAGUAUUCGUUGGCCUGCUGCCGAUAAGGGAGCUUAUUAUUCAUGCCAGUCCGUUGGUGUUCAGGUUUUGGAAAAAUGUGAUCCAGGAUUGAAGUUCGACUUUUUCCGUCAAUGCUGUACAAUGGAACAGUCGGAAGUAGAAGUUUGUCCUAUGUAUCCUGUACAAACGCCUGAAAAUCCGCUCGUUUGCUCGAAUGACUUCAAUCCAAGCGAUCUUCUUCCGGUAGAAUGUGACAUUCCACGUUGCACAACAUCAUCGGAAACUGCAGCCUAUUGGCCAUCCCAACAGUCUACGAAAUAUUAUAAAUGCUCACUAAAUGCCACUACCGGUAUGCACUUUGCUGAAUACCAAGAUUGUUCGGAAGGCGAACAGUUUGACUAUUUCCGCCAGUGCUGUAGCACCACUCCAAUAUUUUCCCCCACUGACGUAUGCGCUUUAUUACCCGAAACAUCCACUGAUCCUGCUGCUGUACCGGAAGUACCCACCGAUGUUGGUUGUGAUCAGCCACGAUGUGACAGUCAAAUAGAACAAAUCUAUCUGUGGCCAUCGGUAGACCCCAACCUAUUCUACAGUUGCGAGUUGUCUGAAGAUGGAUUGAUGAAACCACAGCAAUACAGCUGUCCACCAGGCAAAUGGUUCAUCAUGGCGUUGCAAAGUUGCGGUGAUACGUGGUUACAUCAGAACGUGUGUGAGAAAGAAGAACCACAGUCACCCAUUAUCACGCCACCGUCGGGGUUGAACUAGCCUAGGAAAGGUAGCUUAGGGCACUGGAACUAAGGUGUAAGGUUUGUAGUGUAUAUUUAAGCAGUGUUAUUUGUAUAUGUAUGGAUUUAUUUUCAAUAAAAGUUAAGGAAAAUAGGCAUCAAGAAGGAAAA
This is a messenger RNA of Malaya genurostris, 3331 nucleotides long. RefSeq lists its product as uncharacterized. Lineage: Eukaryota; Metazoa; Arthropoda; Insecta; Diptera; Culicidae. The transcript has a single exon. The record is from RefSeq and is a predicted model, not a curated record. Gene Ontology annotation, cellular component: extracellular region. The coding region runs from base 60 to 3200 and encodes 1046 amino acids. Gene Ontology annotation, molecular function: chitin binding.